Ilex paraguariensis (yerba mate) is the source of this 315-nucleotide messenger RNA. Lineage: Eukaryota; Viridiplantae; Streptophyta; Magnoliopsida; Aquifoliales; Aquifoliaceae. The record is from the annotation of a GenBank genome assembly.
AUGGCAUUUAAGUCCAAUGAAGAGAUUGCUCUUCAAGUACGAACCAUUCCCCUUAAUGAGAUGAUCCUAGAGUCAGAGCCUGUGCUCCUGCUCAAAAUAGAUGUUCAGGGCUGGGAGUAUCAUGUAUUGAAGGGAGCUUCAAAGUUACUAUCCAGAAAGAAAGGUGAAGCCCCAUACCUAAUCUACGAGGAAGAUGAGAAGUUGUUGCAAGCCAGCAAUAGCAGUGUGAAAGAAAUCAGGGAUUUCCUCCAGAGUGUUGGUUAUCAUCACUGCACUCAGCACGGUACAGAUGCACACUGCAUCAAACAGGAUUGA